Messenger RNA from Eublepharis macularius, 930 nucleotides. It is a transcript of the gene SSR4, whose product is annotated as signal sequence receptor subunit 4. Gene Ontology annotation, cellular component: endoplasmic reticulum; endomembrane system; membrane. The coding region runs from base 16 to 903 and encodes 295 amino acids. The transcript is spliced from 6 exons. Lineage: Eukaryota; Metazoa; Chordata; Lepidosauria; Squamata; Eublepharidae. The record is from RefSeq and is a predicted model, not a curated record.
ACGGCCACCCCCGCCAUGGAAGCCAAGUACGCAAAAGCAGCGUCUUCUUUUGCGGGGAGAAAGGGCGGAAUCGAAGCCGUCGCGGCAAAUAAAAGCGCGACUCUCGCGGUUGUAUUUAUUCAUUUGUGCCUCAAGGACGGCGCACUAAGCGCCCGCGCGCCGCAGCAUCCGGGCGGGAAUGACCGCUCCUCGGUGAGGGGCCCCCUCGUGGCCGGAGAGGAGCCGUGCUGCGCAUGCGUCGGCCGGCGGAAAGCGACGUGUUCCUCCGGGGCCCUCCCUCGUCACGUGGCGAGGGGAGCGAUCCGAUUGGCCGGCGCUCGGGGCCCUCCCUCCCGGCGGGUGGCGACGCGGCAGCCCUUCCUUUCUGCGGCGGCGAUGGCGGGGGCCGGCGUGGGCCCGGCGGGGCUGGCGGCGCUGCUGCUGCUGGCGCUGCUGAGCGGGGCGCGAGCUGAGACCUGCACAGAACCUGCCAUCUCCCCCUCCUACUACACCACCUCCGAUGCUGUCAUUUCUUCUGAGACGGUCUUCGUCGUGGAGAUUUCCCUUACAUGUAAAAAUGGAGCUCAGAAUGUUGCCCUCUAUGCAGAUGUUAAUGGCAAGCAAUUUCCCGUCACUCGGGGUCAGGAUGUUGGCCGCUAUCAGGUCUCCUGGAGCAUGGAGCACAAGCUGGCCCGUUCUGGUACCUACGAGGUGAAAUUCUUUGAUGAGGAGUCUUACAGCAUUUUGCGUAAGGCUCAGCGCAACAAUGAGGACAUCUCUGGGAUCAAGCCCCUGUUCACAGUCAAUGUGGAUCAUCGAGGUGCCUGGAACGGCCCGUGGGUCUCCACCGAGGUGCUGGCAGCCUGCAUUGGCCUCCUUGUGUACUACAUGGCCUUCAGUGCCAAGAGCAACAUCCAAGCCUAACCCACUUCAAUAAACUCUUCCUGCCAA